UAUCUGCAAUGCAGAAUUCGAGUCCAAUAAUUUUGAAAUCGAGAUGUUCACGAUCUCAUACACCGAACUCACUUUCCCUUAAUUAAGCAAAAUGCCUCGAGCCAAAAGAUCGAAGCAAUAUCGGAAGCUCAUGGAGCAAUUCUCCAUGAGCUUCGGGUUUCGAGUACCGUAUCAAGUCAUUGUAGACGCCGACUUUAUUGCAGAAGCAAACAAAUGCAAGAUGGAUGUGAUGCGCCGGUUAGAAGACACUCUACACGGCGAAGUCAAACCUAUGAUUACUCAAUGUUCAAUGCGACAUCUUUAUGGACGGAAAUCAGAACCUGGUGUGGAAGCAGCCAUAGAACAAGCAAAGAAUCAUUUCGAGCGACGACGAUGCGGUCACCAUCCGGACGAUUACCCAGAGCCACUAAGCACACUUGAAUGCCUACAAUCUGUUGUCGAUCCGAAAAACAAUGGAGUGAACAAGCACCGCUACGUUUGCGCCAUCAAUGAUGAUACUGUCAGGGCAAAGCUACGACAAGUAGCAGGGACGCCGAUGAUAUUCAUUAGGAGAUCCGUUAUGAUUAUGGAGCCAAUGGCAACAGUCAGCGUGAAGAUAAGAUCUAAAGACGAAAAGAGCAAGUUCAGGGCGGAGCUCAAGACACCUGCUAGCAAAAGGAAGAGAGAGGACGAUAGUGAUCAAGAGGAAGAUGUGAAACAAGCUGGACCAAGACCAGCAGAGGCGGACAAAUCCGGAAAGAAGAAAAAGAAGGCUCCGGGUCAUAAGGAACCUAAUCCCUUAGCCGUCAAGAAGAAGAAAUCGAAGCCUACCGGAAACUCAGAUAACCAACAUUCGAAAGAGUCAAAGCCCGAGGAAGCAGUCAUAACAGAGGCAGAUCAGACAGAAGCACCGAAGCGGAAGCGUAUACGAAAGCACAAGAGUAAAGGUAUUUCUACGAACGAUGAGACAACCACUGUGUCCGGCAAUGGUGAGGCGCAUGUAGUAGAGGCAGAAGAUUGAGAGCUGGAAGUCAUCCAUCCAAACAGACCUAGCAUAUAGCGGGUGGUUUCUCAGCGUGCAAUUAUGAGGCUAUUGCACUCUCUCUAUAUUGUGUAUUUUACUGGCGUUUGAUACCACAAUUUUAAGUUUGCUUUCGCAUAUGAAAUAGCAUUCGGACAUCAUAGAAUCAUAGAUGGGCAAUUAUCACGUUGACUGCCCGAUUUAAGAAAAUUAAAUUCUUGAAAUUUGAUAUUCAAGGCCUAUCCUAUGUACAUAGCAUAAGCAGCAUGAGGUACCUUGAAUAAUAAUCUUUAACUGCA
This is a messenger RNA of Daldinia loculata, 1299 nucleotides long. RefSeq lists its product as uncharacterized. Gene Ontology annotation, molecular function: small ribosomal subunit rRNA binding. The transcript is spliced from 2 exons. The record is from RefSeq and is a predicted model, not a curated record. Gene Ontology annotation, cellular component: nucleolus; small-subunit processome. NCBI's taxonomy places the organism in Eukaryota, Fungi, Ascomycota, Sordariomycetes, Xylariales, Hypoxylaceae. Bases 92 to 1000 code for a protein of 302 amino acids.